UCUUUCUAAUUAAACAACUAUUUGAUAAGGGAAAAAAAUUAUCCAUAGUUUGAAAACAUGAGCAGCAAAGAAUAUCAAUGCAUGGAUCCGGCAUACAGACACUUGGUGAAAUUACAGGGGAUGGCGAAAAAAGAACAGGUUUCACAGGAACUGAAGGCGGAAAUUGAUAAAAUCAUUAAAUUAUUGGAGGCACGCAUGGACUAUUGUGAAAGCCAAACUUCACCAGCGAGCGAGGAGCUUCAAUAUUUGAUAAACAAGACAAAAAGUCAUCCGUGGAAUAAAGCUUAUCUCCAAGGGCAGGUAUCCUACCAACCCAGUACAGCAAUGCUUUCUGGAAAUUUAGAAGCCCAGUUUCUGAAAUCUCUGGUGAGCAUUGGAAACAUAAGUCGUGUUCUGGAGUUGGGACUUUUUACCGGAUGUUCGGCCUUGGCACUUGCGGAAGCACUUCCGGAAGGCGGGAAGGUUGUUUCUUGUGAAGUGGACCCGUAUAUUGCAGAACUUGCAGGAUCACUUUUGGGAAAAUCAUCUGCGGGAAAGAAAGUAGAUAUAAUGCUUGGCCCUGCGAAGGAUUCUUUGAAGAAACUUUGUGACAAAAAUAUGGAGUUUGAUUUGAUUUUCCUAGAUGCUGACAAAUCCAGCAACAGUACAUAUUACAAGCUGAUUUUCGAAUACGGGCUUCUAGCUGAAAGUGGAACCAUACUAGUGGACAAUAGUCUUUUCUUUGGAGAUCCCUACUCUAACGAGGAUUAUAUGGGGAGAGGCCAUGGCACGGGUCAAUUCAAUGAAAUGGUCAAACAGGAUGAAAAAGUCCACCAGGUUUUGCUGCCGAUACGAGACGGUCUUCUCUUAAUCAGGAGAAAAGAUGACAUGCAAGCAUCAGGGGGACGCAGGGGGACAAAGGGAGACACCACGGGGAGACACCACGGAAACGAACCAUUAGCCAUGGUCUGUUCGUAAUAUUAAUUGUGAUUCCUCUGGA
Messenger RNA from Saccostrea cuccullata (small rock oyster), 979 nucleotides. RefSeq names its product O-methyltransferase MdmC-like. Gene Ontology annotation, molecular function: O-methyltransferase activity; S-adenosylmethionine-dependent methyltransferase activity. NCBI's taxonomy places the organism in Eukaryota, Metazoa, Mollusca, Bivalvia, Ostreida, Ostreidae. The transcript is spliced from 6 exons. The record is from RefSeq and is a predicted model, not a curated record. Bases 58 to 957 code for a protein of 299 amino acids.